Cuscuta epithymum is the source of this 751-nucleotide messenger RNA. Lineage: Eukaryota; Viridiplantae; Streptophyta; Magnoliopsida; Solanales; Convolvulaceae. The record is from the annotation of a GenBank genome assembly.
GUGCAAUGGAAUAUAAUUUGAAAGGGAAUUCUGGGUUAGGCUGUAUGGAUGACUUGUACACAAGUAUGGUCGAGUUGGAUGACAAAUGGUUUGAUGGCAGUGCUAAAGAAUCCUUAAAGUUCUCUAGAGUUGCACAGCACCAUAAUUGUAAGAAUCAGCCUCUACUAUUGACAGAAGAGUGUGAGAGUGACAUUCUGAUUAACCCCAUGGACAGCAAAAACUUCGUGCAAGGACCUUCAGAGUUCAUAAUUUCAGACGAUUUGGAUGUGAAGCCCAUGUCUUCUGCAUCAAGCUUUAACAUACUAAAGGAACUAAGAGUCCCCAUCACUGAGAUUGAGCAGCAAGUACUCCCUAUUAGCUUUAAAGAGGCAUCGAGGUUUCUAAAGGCUGCACUUACAUCCCCAUCUGCAGUUCUAACUAAUGGCUUGGGCUGCUUCUUGCAGAAGCAUAAAACAUAGUCCCGGAUGAUCGCGCAAUAUCUCUGGCCUUUGAAUGCGCAUGAAACUCAAGGAAGUUCAAUUCACGUAACAUUACUGAUUCAUCAAAAUCAUUGUCGUCAGUCGUCACCAAAAAGAACAUUCUAUUUUGAUGAUUUGAUCACAUUAAAAAUUCUACUUUGAUUUUAAAUCAACGCAAUAUUACAAUCAUUGUAGUGGAUUUUUAUGUGAUUUUUUCAGUCAACAUUGUGAUACGUACUCUAUAACAUACUACUCCAUACUAUAAAGCAUUGCCAAGGAAGACACUACAAAAC